Cadophora gregata is the source of this 2166-nucleotide messenger RNA. RefSeq lists its product as uncharacterized. The transcript is spliced from 8 exons. Lineage: Eukaryota; Fungi; Ascomycota; Leotiomycetes; Helotiales; Ploettnerulaceae. The coding region runs from base 1 to 2166 and encodes 721 amino acids. The record is from RefSeq and is a predicted model, not a curated record.
AUGGACAACUCACGCAAACGUCGCUCGUCCAAUCCCUCCCUCGCCAAUUGCCAACCAACAAAGAGAUACAAGGUCGAUUCUAUUCACAAUGCUUUCACAAAAGAGCAACACGCAGUGAUUGAGAACACAGCAUCAUUCUUUCAGAUUCAUACAUCUGACCUUGCAGCGGCCAUAGGUUCUUUACGACGAUCCUCGGUAGCUCCUUCAUACCAACAUAGACCAAGCCAUCCAGAAUAUAUCCAACAGCCACUUUCAUACUUUUCGUCGACUUCCGAAGAUUCAUUUAGUUCUCAAGCAGCCAUGGGUAACGAGUGGGAGUCUAGCAGCAGCUCCUCACGAGAUAGGAAUUUUGGAUUCAAUGUGCCGGUUACCACGUGGUCGACCUGUUUCUCAAAUAUGCUUGCUGACGAUGAUUCAUUUGUGCCAUCUACUACUCGUCAAAUGACGUACACCGGAACUGAGAGCACACCACAGUCAACAAAUAGAUUCACACCCGCAAUACCUUCACAAGCCCCACUGCUAUCCAAUCGUGCAAGCACCUCAUCUGAUCACUCAGCUUAUGCCGACACAAGUUAUGACCCCGGAAAUCAAGAACCAGAAGAUAACUCACUAUGCUCGUCGAUUUUUGCUUGCGAUGCUCCUUUCCGCAUCUCUUCAUCGUGGCAACCUUCCCACAACAAUCUCUCUAAGCCACCAGUUCCACAGCCGAGAAUGACAUACGCUCAGCAGUUGGACCCGAACCUGUCCAACUACGACUUUUCGCCCUCAGAAUCGGGACCAUUGAUACCAGUGGGCCUCACUGAUACACAGCAAACUGCUCUUCAGAAGACAUCGGUUUCCUACGAAGAAUGCCCUCUGAUUGACUUUAAUAUUGAUGAUGAUUCGAGUCGACCCAAACGUGGACCCUUCAAAAACCCCGCAGAGAAGGCGCAAACGGCACAGACCAGGAAAGACAAUGCCUGCGUUCGAUGCAAGAUGCAGCGGACAAGAUGUAUCCCUGACCCUUUCGAUCCACGCGGUGUCUGCCUCACCUGCAAGAAAGUUGCGAACACACGAGUAGUCAACCUCCCUUGCCUCCGGUAUAAGAUCCCAGAUGCCGCGCUGUUUAGGGAGGGCUAUGUUCCAGGCUUGGAAUGGAGUAGGCGAUGGGAUGCGAUGGAAAUGAACGAUAUUUCCACGUGGAGCGAUCCCAAAAUCAAGCUUAUUCAAGUCACCCAAGGCUAUUCUCCGAAUCCCGUUGUGCUCAGAGUUCGAAAGUUCAUUCCCGUCCCUGGAGAUAAGCUGUCAAGGAAAUGGGUUCAUGCAGGCAAACUUGAAGAGGCGGUUGUUCCUCCGUUCGCUAUCGAAAAUAUGAAGGAGGCAGAGAGGACCUACCGAGACUACAUCGCCAAGGAGGGGAUACACUUUUUCCUGAGUACAUUGGAUCGGAAAGAUGCUUUGAUCUUUGAUACUUACACCAUGGCAAUCCAAGCCUCCAAAAGUCACAUGAGUGAACAAGAGCGUGUACUCCUGAACAUGGUCCUCCGUCUGUGGGUUGUCGCACGCAUGACUUGCAGAUCGGAAACAAUUGUCGGAAGUGAACAUCUUGAUAUGCCUCCUGAUCUAAUGGGCCCUACAAGUCCACUGUGCGGCCAAACUCCCAUUCCUCCAGUUAUGGGUCGUCAAAUAGAGGUCAUUUUGAUUCAAGGUAUCAUGAAGCCUCUCAGGACAAUGAUACUUGAACACUUGCAAAAGCUCAUAUUGGCACACAAGCCACAAAACUGGUUUUGCAUUUACCUCUGCAUCUUCAUAUUGCUCCACAGCGCAUCUUUGAUCACGAAAACGGACAUUGAAUACGCUAAAAAGCAUGGCCUGACAAGGAAAUUCGCGAUGCCUGCAAUGGUCGAGGAGCUUCAUAUGGGGGUGAAUGUUCUUCUUGCAUACUAUCACUACGCCUGCCGGGGUCAACGUCCUUUCUCACUGGAGUGGGAUGCUAAUGAUGCAGUUUCCAUGGCAAUUUUGGACGAUGACCAAGUGAAGUUCCUCAAAAGGACGGCUGUUCAUGUUCAAGCCAACGCAUCCAAGCAUCGAGAGAUACGGCAGCCGUCCUCGUGCGACCAUCCACAUCACUUCAUUUCUCAACUUUAUGAGCAGGAUUGGGAGCCACGUAGUAGUACACGCGAAUGA